Messenger RNA from Aaosphaeria arxii CBS 175.79, 900 nucleotides. RefSeq lists its product as uncharacterized. Bases 1 to 900 code for a protein of 299 amino acids. Lineage: Eukaryota; Fungi; Ascomycota; Dothideomycetes; Pleosporales. The transcript has a single exon. The record is from RefSeq and is a predicted model, not a curated record.
AUGUCUUUCCAUACUGAUAUCGUAAACUGUAUCCGCAGCAAGUUUACGAAAUUCAUGGAUCAAACAGUCCUCCUAGCCACUCUCACCAGUUUUUUCAUACUAUACUAUUUCGUCGUCGGUUCACGUAGAGAGUCCUGUCCAUCGAAAUUCGUUGCAAAUGUCAACCUCAACCAGUCCGAGGCGUACAUGAUGGUACCCAAAGACACGCACGGAUGCAUUCUCGAUCCAAUCAACAACAUCUCAAGGAGUGAGGCGCGCAGUGGAAAAGGUCUGCCUUCUUACUUCGUCAUCGAGCAAGCAAACAGCAUUCCAGAGUGUGAAGCUUUACACAGCUCUGAAUGUGCCGAGACCUUCAAGACCAUUAUUCUAGUCGGAAGUGACUUCUGUCCACUCUCAAACAUCUACGAAGAAAACAAAUUUUAUAUCCACGAUGCUUUGAAGGACAUGUACAACCUUAUCAUUCUGAACAUAUUCCAGGCCCUAGUAAUGAUAGCGCUUGUAGAAUGCUUGCGACGUCGUGAAGCCUCUAGAGUAUAUCAAUUCUGCCAAGAGAUGAUCCAAGAUAAUGCGGAGCGUGGAAACGAGAUCAAGGAAGUCGACACUAAGCUUCGGAAAUGGAAUCAAUUUUUCGACAAAAAGACUGAUAAUUCUGAUGAGCAGUCCAAGAAACUUGAAUAUGAUAUUGCAUCACUACAGGCUGAACUGCGUAUGCAGAAUGUGGAAGAGAUCAGAGGUCAAGCUAGCAAGACUGCCCGAUGGAUUGAAGGCCUCAUAAAAGGUGAGAAGGAAUUUAAGCAGGUUAAGUUUCUUCAAGUAUGCUUGGACGAGCAUGAAGAUGACAUCAAAAGGCUUACAAGUGAGCUAGAAGCUCUGAAAACAAUCAAGAACAGAACUGAAUAA